AGUUGAUCAUUGUAAUUUGAAUAGCAACAAGUUCCAAGCCCAGUUAUCUGCCCUUGUUAUACUCGUAUGCCAUAUAUUGUGUCCUAUGUAGAUAUUCUAGGGUUGCCGGCAUUAUCAAGGCUCCGUUAUGUGGCCCGCUAACUGCGGAAAGAGAUCAACUUACGCGCUGUGCCCUCUCACAUAAUAAAUCACAGGAAAUCUCGAAACCAACUCUUCAAAGUCGUAUUGCAAAGUGAUAGAUAAACAGUUUUCGCGAUUACUUCUGCUCAACUGUAAACGGUGCCAGUUAAUUGUAUAUAGGUCAAUGACGUAGCGACUUCGUCAUAGGAGACCGACCAAUGCCAACUUAGGAGGCAAAACACGUAAGGAACAGAGCGAUUCAGAGACCUUUCGAACAAGAAAGUAAAGAUACACAUCAGAAUAGAUAAAAACAAUUCCAAUUCGAGUUCUAAACACCCAAUCACUAACCACACCCGCGCGAACCACAGAGUGAAAAUCAAAAAUGCCACCCCUCCCCGGCGGCUGCUACUGCGGCGCAAUCCGGUACACCAUCACGCUCUCGGACCCGUCGUCGCAAGCGCGCACGAGCCUCUGCCACUGCGGGAACUGCAAGCGGUUCACGGGCGGCAACUACGGGAUAACGACCAAGGUCCCGCGGUCCUCGUUUUCCGUGGACCGGGGCCGGGACAGCGUCCGCGUGCACGAGGCCGACAACGGCAGCGGCGUCACGCUGCAUCGCGAGUUCUGCGGGACGUGCGGGGGCAGCUUGUUGGAGUACGGGGCAAACGCCGGCGACAACAUCUACGUCUUCUACGGGACAAUGGACGACCACGCGCGCGGCCAAGUCGCGCCGAAGGGCGAGUUCUUCUGCAAGAUGCGGGAUCCAUGGAUGCCUUCGAUUGAAGGACUAUUCCACAAGCAAGAGAUCAAGAAUUAAAUCUCUAAACUACCAAUUUGUACCCUGGUUUUAUGUAUGCAUGGUAUGGUAUGGUAUGGUAUGGUAUGGUAUGGGAGCAAGCGAGUGAGCGAGGUAGGAAUUCGAAGCUGAAUUUUAAUGGAAGGCG
Molecule: messenger RNA, 1064 nt
Organism: Xylaria bambusicola
Lineage: Eukaryota; Fungi; Ascomycota; Sordariomycetes; Xylariales; Xylariaceae
Product: Mss4-like protein
Exons: 3
Coding region: 503-937 (144 amino acids)
Molecular function (GO): carbon-sulfur lyase activity
Source: RefSeq, a predicted model, not a curated record